AUGUGCCCUUACCACAUUGAUGUCUCUCCCGAUGACGUCAACUUGUCCAAUAUGAAGAUUUCUUGGUGGCAGAGGUAUUUGCGCAUUGCCGGUAUUACUAUAGCCACCGGUGGUUUGAUCGUUGGAUGGGCUUUCCCGGUUGAGAUUGUUGGUUUGGUUUCUCAGAUUGAUUAUCUCACAGAAAUGGUUCUAAGGCUGUGGCUUGAUAAGCUUCCCAACUUUUUUCUUGGUCUGAUUCAAGGUAUUUCACCUCCAAUGGAUUUGGCAAUCCCGGUAGCAUUGUUACCCAUUAUCCUUCAUGCAUUUCCGAAGCUUCAGGGAAAAUCACACUGGUAUGGCCAUCGCGAGGGCCGUUCAGGGAAUGUAUUUUGCUUCCCUGUUUAUUCAGAUUUUCCUCAUUGUCAAUUUCUCAUCCGGUAUUACUACCGUUCUCAGAAAUUAGCAGAUAACACUGAAUCUGCGCCAUCAAUUUUGGCCCAGAACCUACCGAAGGCAUCCAACCUCUUCUCUCAGAACCUGCUACUACAAGCAUUCACUGUCAGUGGUGGAACAAUUCUACAAAUUGGGACAUUACUCGUACAAUUCAUUCUUAGUCCAAUUGUUGACUGUACUGCUCGUCAGGAGUUUGUCCGGGUGGCACGGCUUGCGCAGGCGAAAUGGGGCACUUUCUUCCCGGUACAUGUGAAUUUGGCGUGCGUUGGGGUUGUUCACUCAGCCAUCUCCCCAUUGGCUCUCAUCUUCAAUGUCUGCACAUUCAGUCUUUUCUGGAUAGUAUAUCGUUAUAUCUUCUCUAUGCCAACAACUUUCGCUUCGAUACAGGAGGUUUGCUCUUCCCCAGCGCGGUCAACCAGUUGUUUACAGGAAUAUAUGUUAUAGAGGUUUGUUUGAUUGGUCUCUUCUUCCUUGUCCGGGAUACCAAAGAUCGUGUUGUUUGCUUUCCGCAAGCAAUCACCCUGAUCGUCGUCACAAUAUUUACCGUCCUAUACACUUUGAACUUGGCCUUCGGUCCAUUGUUAACCCACUUGCCCAUUACUCUGGAAGAUGACGCUUUUCUCCACGAUGAAGCAUUGGCGAAUGAUAACGAAAGGCGAAGACUGUUGGCUAGCGGCAACAUCAUUCCAGAGGAGCAAGAAUGCGACGAUCGGAAUGACGUUUUUGCAGAGUGGGAAAAGCGAGAGAGGCGCAUGGAUCAGCGUGCGGAUGAGAUUGAAAUGCGGAAAAUCCGCAAAGUCCGCAAAAAGAGGAAGGAAGGAAAGUCAUCUUUCUCACGAGGUGGAAGACAAGCCGAGGGGCCAGACGUCGGAGACCCACAAAUGCAAUCGCGUCCUCCACCGCCAGAGCAACAGCCGCAUACUAGACCAGAGCUAAUAUUUUUUGAAGACAUUUACCGAUCAGAUUGAAGACCUGUCACCGGCAGAACAGGAUAUGCUCCUUGGUAUGGCAUUCCAACAGAAGGCCCUGCGUGCGCAACUCCUAGUGACCCGGAUACUAGGAGACGACCUGGUAUUUCUGACAAUGUUAUCCGGUCUACACACAGGUUUAGUGACAAUGUCUGGAUUAGCAACGAAUAUUCUGGUCCGGAUCUCAAGGGUGGAGUAG
This is a messenger RNA of Tuber aestivum (summer truffle), 1599 nucleotides long. The record is from the annotation of a GenBank genome assembly. NCBI's taxonomy places the organism in Eukaryota, Fungi, Ascomycota, Pezizomycetes, Pezizales, Tuberaceae.